Molecule: messenger RNA, 1200 nt
Organism: Epithele typhae
Lineage: Eukaryota; Fungi; Basidiomycota; Agaricomycetes; Polyporales; Epitheliaceae
Exons: 16
Coding region: 1-1200 (399 amino acids)
Source: RefSeq, a predicted model, not a curated record
AUGGCGGACCCCUCCGCUUCCGCGGCCGCAGAGCCCCAGCAACUACUCCAGGCCAUAGAUGACACAUACAUCGCAAACAUUUGCACAGCUGCCGCGUCUGCGUGGUUGAGUUAUGACAUAGUCCUCACUCUGCCAGAGGAGGUUUCACUCAUCUGGAAGGCAAAAUGGAACCUGCCCAAGUUGAUGUACUUCUGUGUACGAUAUUAUACCCUGCUAUCACUGUUAUUCACACUGGCUGUGAACACAAGCCAUACUUUGUCUACUGAGCCUAUUUUCUACACUCGAACGAACGUUGAUCACCAGCCCAGUUGCGAACGAUGGAAAUGGUACAACGGAUUCAAUGGGACGUUUCUUUCCGCCGUGUUCGGAGAAGCCAUGUUUGUCAUGAGAUUGUACGCAGCUUACGAGGGGAGAAAAACAAUGAUGGUCAUUAUCACAUGCUUGUUCCUCACUGAACUUAGUGUCGGGAUUGUGACUGCUGCUCUCGUCGUAUCGUCGUUGCGGGUGACUCCACGUCCAGAAAACUUCCCCCUUCCUGGGUGCUUGUUCACUUCCCCCAAAUAUACGAACCUCUCUGUCGCAGUAUGGGCUGUUGCCAUGAGCGUGACUUGCGUAUACUUCAUCCUGAUUCUUUUCAAGUUCGCCUACAGUCUCUCCCCUCAGACGUCGGCAUCGUCGAACGCCAUUGCGUUCUGGGAGAUGCGCCGCGCGAGCCCGGUUGUCUUCCUCUUCCUUCGCGAUUCGGCGUUUUACUUCUUCCUCGUCUUCAUCGGAAACCUGCUCAACCUCGUCUUCGAGCUCAUCUUCGCAGGGCGCGCGAUCAUCCCCAUGGGCACAGUCUGGCUCAUGGUCAUCUACGCCGUCUCCGCCGCCCGCCUCUGCCUCAACACCCGCGGCUCCCUCCACCACCAACAGGAGACCCGGUGGACGCUCGCGUGGGCGACCGCCGCGCCCGAGCACGACUCGGACUUCUCCUCGCGCUCCGUCUCAAGCGACCGCUUCGUCUCCGGCACCGCGCCGCCGUCGGAGGUCGAGCUGCGCACGCGCUCCCUCCGGGGAGACGGGCCGAGGUUCGCGAGCGCGUCGCGGACGGCGCUGUCGACGUUCGCGUCGGACGAGCGCGAGCGCGAGGGGGAGGGGGAAGGGGUGAGGGAAAGCGGGUGGCCGGCGAAGCCGUCUGAGGUGCUUCCACGGAGAUAG